Messenger RNA from Solanum pennellii, 1752 nucleotides. RefSeq names its product cytochrome P450 71D7. Bases 27 to 1547 code for a protein of 506 amino acids. Lineage: Eukaryota; Viridiplantae; Streptophyta; Magnoliopsida; Solanales; Solanaceae. The record is from RefSeq and is a predicted model, not a curated record. The transcript is spliced from 2 exons. Gene Ontology annotation, molecular function: iron ion binding; oxidoreductase activity, acting on paired donors, with incorporation or reduction of molecular oxygen; monooxygenase activity.
UAUUUAUAUAGUCAAUUAAACACAUUAUGGAAGUCUCCUCCUUUAUUUUCACAUUUUUUCUCAUUUUCCUACCUUUACUUCUUGCGAUCGUUAAAAAUCACAAAAAAUCAAAAAAUUUGCCUCCGGGUCCAUGGAAACUUCCAAUCAUCGGAAACUUACACCAACUCGGAAUUUCGCGACCUUACAUCACACUCAAGGAGUUAUCGGAGAAACAUGGACCGUUGAUGCACCUAAAACUCGGUGAACGUUCAACUAUUGUCAUUUCUUCGUAUAAAAUACUUAAAGAAUUGAUGAAAACAAGUGACACUAUCCUCUCUCAUAGGCCCGAGCUCCUUGUCUCGGAAACCGUGGCUUACAACGGUAGAGACAUUGCUUUUGCUCCCUAUGGUGACUACUGGAAACAGAUGCGCAAAAUUUGUACAUCAGAGAUCCUCAGUACAAGAAGAAUUCACUCGAAUUAUCCUCUUAUGGAAGAGGAGAUUUCACGUUUAGUGAAAAAUAUUAAGGAGUCAUCAUCUAAAGGUACCCUAAUUAAUGUAUACAAGUGUCUCAACUCUCUCUCUUGUGCUAUUAUUUGUAGGGCUAGCGUUGGAACGACUUGUAACGAUUCGGAUUCAUUGAUAUCUACAAUAAGAAAAAUAACACCUCUAGUGGGACUUUUUAAUAUAUCGGAUUUGUUCCCUUCCCUCAAGUUUCUCGAUAGAUAUAUUACAGGAUCUAAUCAAAAGUUACUGAAAAUGCAUCAUGAAUUAUGUGAUCGCCUUCUAGAAGAAAUUGUCCACCAACACGAAGAAAGUAUUCAAAAAAAUAAUGUUGAUGAGGAAGAUCUUUUGCACCUUCUUCUAAGGCUUAGAGAGAAGGAGAGCCAAGUCCCUAUAACAAGAGAUAACAUCAAAGCUGUUAUCUUGGAUAUGUUCAUCGGUGGAACGGACACAACAUCAAUUGUAUUGGAAUGGGCCAUGGCUGAAUUAUUGAAGAAUCCAAAUAUGAUGAAAAAAGCCCAAGUUGAAGUUAGAGAGGCUUUAAAAGGGAAAAAGAAAGUUGAUCAUAUUGAUGUACAAAAUUUGAAAUACCUGAAAUUGAUUGUGAAAGAAACUCUAAGACUUCAUCCUCCAGGUCCCUUAGCUUUACCAAGAGAAUCAAUAGAAGAAAUCGCGAUUAAUGGGUAUGUUAUACCUAAUAAAACAAUAGCCUUGAUAAAUUUGUAUGCAAUGGGAAGAGAUCCUGAAUAUUGGCAUGAUCCAGAGAUAUUCAUGCCAGAUCGAUUCAAUAAUUAUGUCGAUAACGAUGUUGAUGAUGUUAAAAUGAUCAAAGGAUCAUCAAGUGUUCCUAUGGAGUUUUUGGCAUUUGGAUUUGGAAAAAGGGUUUGUCCAGGAAUGUUAUUUGGUACGGCAAGUAGUGAACUUACAUUGGCUAGAUUACUUUAUCAUUUCGAUUGGAAACUUCCUAAUGGUAUGAAUCCAGAAGAUUUAGAUAUGACUGAAAGUUUUGGUGCUGCUGCUACAAUGAAAAACAACUUGUAUUUGGUUGCUACACCAUAUGAUUAACAAGAUUUAGUCUGUCUCAGUUUAUGUGACAUCUUUUGAAUUUUGAAAGUUAAACUAUUCUGUUAUAUGUCCAGAUUGAUGGUCAAAAUUAAAAAGUUCAACUUUUGAAUUUUGCAUCAUGUCAUAAAAAAUGAGACGGAGGAAAUAAUAAGUGGACUAUUUAGUGCUUGGUAAUAAAGAAAAGUCCUUUUUUUUUCUAUUUCAA